AUGAGUAGUGUUGUUAAUAAAAGUGGAACUCGUUUUGCCCCAAAGGCAAGGCAACGGAGAGCUGGUACUUCCACUCCUACUCCAGUACCAUUGCCUAUGCCUGUCCAGAAACCAAUUAUUACCAAUGAUGAAGCAUUACAUAACCAAGAAGUUGAAGGUGAGGAUGAGAUUCCGGCCAAAAAUAGCGAUCAUGAUAAUAAUGCUGAACCGCCUUCACCAAAGGCAAAAACUGUAGUUGAAGAAACUUCCACAUAUAAUAAGCUUACUACUAAAGUUAAUACAUUCGCCAUGCAUUUGCAAAAUGGUGAUUCUAUCUCGCCUUCUCAAACGAGCACACAACUUAAUCAACAAGAUGAUGCAAUUCCAAUACCGAAAUCAGCAGUAAUCAACCCACCAACAACCGUAAGAUCAGGAAGAUUAGCAUCAUUAAGUAAGACCAUAAAUGCACCAUUAUUUAAAACCGAUUAUACAGCUAAUACUACUGUCACAGAUGGUAAAAAGGAAAGAAGACUAUCCACAAUCUCUACAUCUUUACCGAAGAAAAUUAAAAUGGCCAAUGCGAUGGUUACAGAAAAUGAUAAUGCUACAUUGAAUGCCCUAAAGAGACGCCGGAUGUCAAGUAGAUCAUCUGUCUCUAAGAAGACAGGCUCGCAACGUAGAAUUAGUGUCGUUUCCAAAAUAAACGUCCCUGUGGGUAAAUCAACUUCUUCGUCUUCUUCAGCAUCAUCAUCUAAAGCCACAUCUAGAGCAACUUCUAUUAAUUCUUCACUGAAUGGAGUUUAUACAGCGACACCAAUUCCAAAUCCAGCAAGAAUUAAAGUUGGUGAAGAGGAAGAAUUUUUCCAAAAGACAGAUGCCUUGUAUGGAAAAUAUAUUAUUAAGAAUUUCAAAGAAAUCCCAAAGAAUAUUCGAGACGAUGAUUCAAAACGUUAUAUGAUUGAUGAAGAAAAGUUCACCAUUGCAGAAUUAUGUAAGCCAAAUUUGCCCAUUGGUGAAAUUUCUGAAAAUUUUGAAAAAUCAAAAAUGGCAAAUAAAUUGAAAUUAACCAAAAGGAAAUAUAAGAGAGAGAUGAGGAAGCGUGCUCGUGAAGAAUUUAGAUCAUUACGUUCAUUAAAUAAAGAAGAAGAAGAGGAAGAGAGGGAAAAUCGUAAACAAGCUGCAGAAAAAUUAUUGAAUACUGAUGUUCCUGAUAGUUAUAAACCCCAUACUGCAAUUCAAUUGAAAUUAAAUCCUGAUGGUACUUUAGCCGUCGAUGAAGAAUCCACAGUGGUGGAUAGACAUAAGAAUGCAAGUUUAGAAAAUGCACAUAAACAAAAAGUCGAUGAGAAUCCAUUUGAAAAAUUAUAUAAUUCAGCUACAUAUGGUAGGAAUUCUUUUACUGAUCCAUGGACUACAGAGGAAAUCAUUAAAUUUUAUAAAGCUUUAUCCAUGUGGGGGACGGAUUUUAAUUUAAUUGCACAAUUAUUCCCAUAUAGAACAAGAAGACAAAUUAAAUCUAAAUUUAUUAAUGAAGAAAAGAAACACCCAAUUAUGAUUGAAUUAGCACUUCGAUCAAGAUUACCACCAAAUUUCGAUCAAUAUUGUGCUGAUAUUAGAAGAGAAUUAGGUACCGUUUCUGAUUUCAAUAAGAAAUUAGAAGAUUUACAAUUAGAACAUCAAGAAAAUUUGAAACAAAUUCAAUUAGCUAAGGAUAAUGCCAAGAUGGAAGAUUCAACUUUGGUUAAAGAGGACGCAUCCAAUACUAACAAAAAGGGUCCUGGUGGGUUUAUGUCUAAUGAUUUGAAAGUAUAUAGAAAGACAGAAGUUGUUCUUGGUACCAUUGAUGAUAUAAAGAGGAAAAGAGAAGAGGAAGAAGAUGAAGGCGACAAUGAUAGCGACGCAGAUAAACACGAAGUAGGUCAUCAUCACAGAAUAAAUAAAAUAGAGAUGGCAAAAUAA
Molecule: messenger RNA, 1938 nt
Organism: Naumovozyma dairenensis CBS 421
Lineage: Eukaryota; Fungi; Ascomycota; Saccharomycetes; Saccharomycetales; Saccharomycetaceae
Gene: BDP1
Product: transcription factor TFIIIB subunit BDP1
Exons: 1
Coding region: 1-1938 (645 amino acids)
Biological process (GO): transcription by RNA polymerase III; RNA polymerase III preinitiation complex assembly
Cellular component (GO): transcription factor TFIIIB complex
Molecular function (GO): TFIIIC-class transcription factor complex binding; RNA polymerase III general transcription initiation factor activity
Source: RefSeq, a predicted model, not a curated record